Molecule: messenger RNA, 1414 nt
Organism: Neolamprologus brichardi
Lineage: Eukaryota; Metazoa; Chordata; Actinopteri; Cichliformes; Cichlidae
Source: RefSeq, a predicted model, not a curated record
GCAGCAGCAGGCUCGCAGACUGAGACCCGGAUCAGGAGAGUGGAUGUCCCGGCGGUGCGCAGACCUGCUGCCGGAUGCAAAGCCAGCUCAGAGUGUGAUGCAGCUGUGUGAUGGGAGGAUCCGCCGGCCAGGAUGGGCAACAAGCAGACAACCUUCACCGAGGAACAGCUGGAGGCGUAUCAGGACUGCACCUUCUUCACCCGGAAGGAAAUCCUGCGGUUACACGCUCGAUAUCGUGAGCUGGCGCCACAUUUAGUGCCGCUGGACUACACCAACAACCCCGACAUCAAAGUCCCCAUGACGCUCAUCGUCACCAUGCCUGAACUGAAGGUACAAUUUAAAUGGUUUCAAAAUAAUAUAUGAAAAAUCUAAAUAAAGCCUAAAAAAAUGUGUAGUUUACAAAAUGAUUUCAUUAUUUGCAGUUAUUACUGUUGAUCAUUAGUAGAAUAAGUUCAGGUUUUGUGGCAGCUCAGUACUGAGUCGUCUCGUUGGGGAUCUGGUCCAGACUUUAACAGGGACAACUUCAUCUGUAAGGAGGACCUGGAGAAGACCCUGAACAAGCUGACCAAAGGGGAGCUGAUGCCCGAGGAGGUCACGCUGGUGUGUGACAAAGCCAUCGAGGAGGCCGACCUCGACGGAGACCACAAGCUCUCGUUCGCCGACUUUGAGAACAUGAUCUCCAAGGCUCCUGACUUUCUGAGCAAUUUCCACAUACGAAUAUGAGGCAGCUGAGAUCCUGCAGAGGAAAGACGUCUCUCUUCGACCCCGAUUCCACCUGAACCCCGGACCCAGCUCGACUCAGUGCCUGUCCUUUCUACUGCCGACGGGGAGUCUUCUUUCCAGAAAGAUCCUGAGACCUGGACUGUCAGGAGCCCGGGAGUUUGAAUCUCGAUCAUGCAGUCAUUCCAGAGGGGAUACGGUUACUGCAUGAAGCCUCUCUCUGGGAUGGAUUUUGAACUCAGCUUCGACGGGGCUGACUUUCUUCUCCCCUGUGGACGUUUCCGAUUUUCUGAGGAACAUCUGUGAGGACGGCGCCGCGGUGGAUACAGAACAGGGCUUUUCUGAAUUUAGUGCUUUUCAGAAAGGCCUCAUCCAAAACUGGAUUCUUUUUAAAAGCACAUCUUUAAAGGGCAACACAGUGAGGAGCUAUGCAAUCUUUCUCCAUAAAGUGCAUGUUGUAAAUUGCUUCUAGCUGGUGAAUUUGUACAUCUGGUUUAGCGAAGCAUUCUGGUGCAUAACGACAAUCAUAGUAAACUGUAGCUCAGUUGAUGGAAGGGCUCUCUCUGUCAUCUCACCUGUACUCCUGGCUUUGAUAAAACUUUUUCCUGCCUCCUACUAACUUGAUAUGACAGCUUUCACUCUUUCAAGACAAAAUAUUUUAUGGCUAGAAUCAAAUAAAAAGGUUGUUCUGUCA